This is a messenger RNA of Botrytis deweyae, 369 nucleotides long. RefSeq lists its product as uncharacterized. NCBI's taxonomy places the organism in Eukaryota, Fungi, Ascomycota, Leotiomycetes, Helotiales, Sclerotiniaceae. Bases 1 to 369 code for a protein of 122 amino acids. The transcript has a single exon. The record is from RefSeq and is a predicted model, not a curated record.
AUGGCAAGCUCAUCACCACUCAGUGUGGGCACUGAAGAAUAUAAUCAAUCUCAAUUCAUGAACAACAACGAGUUCAAAAUUCAAACGCAUGGUUCGCAACGAUUUCUCGAGCAGUGUCAUGUAUGUGGAAGAGAAGUUGUUGCUGAGCAUACUCUGGGAAUGAGAAAGGGUAUUGAUGACUCAGCACAAGCUAGGGCCUGGUGGGCCACGCUUAUCUUAUCACAGCCCGCGUUCGAUCCCUUGAUGCUAACAAAGUUCAGGCUUGCCAUCAACAAGUGUAACGAUAGGACUGACAACUCAUUGACCCAAUCCGCCUUGAGCUCCAUGAGUAUUUCAUGGAAUAUCACAAUGUUAUCGUGUGCUAUGUGA